This is a messenger RNA of Coregonus clupeaformis (lake whitefish), 1716 nucleotides long. RefSeq names its product leucine-rich repeat-containing protein 52. Gene Ontology annotation, molecular function: voltage-gated potassium channel activity; transmembrane transporter binding; potassium channel activator activity. The record is from RefSeq and is a predicted model, not a curated record. Gene Ontology annotation, cellular component: voltage-gated potassium channel complex. The transcript is spliced from 3 exons. The coding region runs from base 435 to 1430 and encodes 331 amino acids. Lineage: Eukaryota; Metazoa; Chordata; Actinopteri; Salmoniformes; Salmonidae.
UCCAGUUGUUAAUGCUUUCUUUAGCUCCUCUCUCUCCUCACACACUCGAUCCAACGCGUGAGCAGUGAGCACACCAUACCGCCCCCCUUCUCAUUCGUGGCUCAGUUUCAGAGGGCAGUCACACCACCACGCUUGCAGGAGACCAAAAUACAAUUAUAACACUGGGCUACGAUGCGCCAAUGAACUCUCCUGCAUAGUGAGUUCAAAUGGCAGUUGUUACGCAAAAAUGAUUGAUACUGGAGGAAAAAUGUUCUAAUCGACCAAAUCGAAUACCAGAGAAUUGGAAAUGAGAGGAGAGCUCGGGCGUCUGGAGUCCUCCAGGCCCACUAUAAUGGAUACGCGCGGGAACCCAAACGUGAGGCGACUCUAGGAAUGAACAACAAUGACAACUUGCGAGGACAAGUGGCCAACAACAAACCUCAAUAUCAGGUGUGAUGCGUCUUGCCCCGCAGCCCAGCGCGCAAUCCUUGCGGCUCAUCAUUCUGCUGAUCCUCGUCAUGGGGGUGGCCCCGUCCCCGGCUCUGACGGCGGGAUGCCCGGCCCGCUGCGUGUGCGAUGACCAGCUGGUGGUCCAGUGCGCCGGGCAGCACCUCACCACCUUCCCCACCGAAAUGCCGCUGGCCACGCGGCAGCUCAUCAUCUCCAACAACCGUAUCAUGGAGCUUCCGCCGCUUCAGCUCAACUACCUGUCGGACUUGGUGUAUUUGGACUGUAGUAACAAUUCACUGACGGAGAUUUCGGAGUCCACAUUCGGGAACCUGCGGAAGCUUGCUUACCUGGACUUGUCCUUCAACACCUUGACGCGGAUAGAGGACAGGACGUUCGGGCCGCUGUCCAGCCUCGUGAUGCUGAGGAUGACUGACAACCCCGGCCUGUCGGACAUUCACCCAGACGGUUUCGCGGAGAACUCGGCGCUGCAGGUGCUGGACGUGAGCCGAAACAACCUGACGGUGCUCAACAUCAGCUCUCUCAUCGGGCUGCCAACCCUGCGCUCUGUCGGCCUCAGCGGGAACCCCUGGAGCUGCGACUGCGACAAUGAAGACCUCUGUCUUUGGGUCCACAUUGAGGGAUUCAAGUUUCAAGACGAGGGCCAGACGGUGUGCGGUGGUCCUCCUGACCUGCGGGGGCAGCGUCUGGGUGAGCUGGGGAUGCAGCUGCGGUCGCGGUGCCACCAGGGCCUGGGUUCAUGGGACUACCUGUUCUUCAUCGCCAUCGGCUUCGUCAUCUUCGCGGCGGGCACGGUGUCGGCGUGGGCCAUCGGGGUGGUCAUGGUGCUGUACGAACGCUAUGUCAAAAAGAAGAGUGAGCAGAUGGACCCCGAGGAUGAGGUGGAGCAGGACGCAGGACCUGGCACGAGGGGCGGGGGUCCUCACCAUGCAAACCCACGUGGCAAUGGAGAUUUGAAAAACACUAGUCACAUGGUGGUGUGACUCCUCCCCGUUGCCUGCCCACCCUCCCUACCGACUGUGCCUCGGAACCCAUAGAACUACAAAACCUGGGAUGUCAUAGGAUGGCAGACAUUAAGAAGAAACUCCAAAGUAGAGCACACUGGGAUUUAUAUUGACUCCCUUAUAAAAGACAAAUGAGAGACAACAGAGAUGUUCCUGACUGUCAUUGAGAUUGAGAGUUUAAUGGUCAUAGUCAUAUACACUGAGUGUUCAAAACAUUAGGAACACCUUCCUAAUAUUGAGGUGCACCCCCUUUUGCCCUCAGAAC